Molecule: messenger RNA, 1101 nt
Organism: Fraxinus pennsylvanica
Lineage: Eukaryota; Viridiplantae; Streptophyta; Magnoliopsida; Lamiales; Oleaceae
Source: the annotation of a GenBank genome assembly
AUGAAAAUUCCAAGAAAAUCUCUCAACUCUUCCAUGGAACUACAACAAAAAGAUGAAAUCAUGUUGUCUAGUAGAAGACUCAAGUUCACUGAACACUUAAAUCAAACCACUGUCAUCAGCAGAACAGAGAAAUCAAACCAGUCCAGCCCAAGAACCCUACGGAUUACCUUCACCGACGAUCAAGCUACCGACUCAUCCAGUGAUGAAGAAGAGGGAUUCCUUAUCAAACGCCAGAGAGUCAAGAAAUUCAUCAAUGAAAUCAAAGUUCAACCCUACGGCAGUGAGAGUAUUACCGUAAAUUCCAGCGUUAAUGGAAUUGCUGAUGGUUUGAGGUGUACCCGGACGCCCGUAACGGUGGCUAAACGGAAACAGUGCAGCAGAAGAACGGCAUCCACCACCAGUAAAAAGACCAGUAACGUUAGAAAGUUUCGUGGAGUCAGACAAAGGCCGUGGGGCAAAUGGGCGGCGGAGAUUCGAGAUCCCCUGCGACGUGUGAGGCUCUGGUUAGGCACCUACGACACUGCCGAGGAGGCAGCCAUGGUGUAUGACCACGCGGCCAUCAAACUGCGUGGACCGGACGCGCCCACAAAUUUCUCCACCACCAUCCUACCACCGCCUGAAACGGACAACAAAACAAGCUCAGGUUACAACUCCGGUGAGACCUCUUCACCAGCUGAAACGUACAAUAAAACGAGCUCAGGGUUCAACUCCUGUGAUGAUUUUAACAAUGACGUUAAAUCACCCAAAUCUGUCCUGCUUUUCAACUCAGUUUCUGAAUGCCAAGCCGACGCCGAGCCGUCGUCGUCCUUUAUCCUGUCAAGCGAUGCCGUUUUGAAGGAGAAUGACACUUUCUCGGACUUCUCGAUGUUUUCUGUUGAUGAAGACUUGUUUUCCCAGCUCGAAAACCGGGUCGUACCUGAUUUAUUUGACCAAACGGGUUUUCCGGAAAAUGUUUUCGGGCUCGGGGAUUUCAAAUGUUGCAGUGAUUUGCUUUUCGGGUCAAGUAAUGAUUGUCGGCCCGGGUCGCCAGCACUGCAAACGGAUGAUUACUUUCAAGAUUUUGGAGAUAUAUUCGGGUCGGAUCCUCUAGUGGUUCUUUGA